Brenthis ino (lesser marbled fritillary) is the source of this 1905-nucleotide messenger RNA. NCBI's taxonomy places the organism in Eukaryota, Metazoa, Arthropoda, Insecta, Lepidoptera, Nymphalidae. The record is from the annotation of a GenBank genome assembly.
AUGGAAGCAAAUAAUGGGGAUUCAGAACGUGAUCGUGGCCUUGUAGGAGUGGAGCACAGUGCGGCCGAGGUAGAUGGAGAUAGAGCGAGAUACAGUAUGAUGGUGCGGUGCGCGUCGCAGUCGUCGCUGGACGAGUCGUCGCAGCGGCGCGAGGCGCGUGAGGGCGGCGCGGGCGCGCAGCACGCGGCGCAGCUGCUAGACGCGCUGGCGCGCCUGCGCCGCGACCGCCUGCUCUGCGACGUGCGCCUGCUGGCGCAGGCGCCUGGCGUGUGCGGUGUGGGGGCGGGGGCGGGGGAGGAAGUGGGCGCGGGGGCGGGUGGCGACAGCGCGGGGGCGGGGGCGGGCGGCGCGGGGGCGGGGGCGGGCGGCGCGGAGGCGGGCGACGGUGUGUGCGCGCACCGCGCCGUACUGGCGGCGUGCUCGCCCUACUUCCGCGCCAUGUUCACGCAGUUCGACGAGCGCACGCAGGCCACCAUCACCAUACAGGACGUGGAGCCGCAGGCGCUGGAGGCCAUCGUCGAGUACGUAUACAACCCCGACUCGCUGGUGAUCAGCGAGGACAACGUGCAGAGCCUGCUGUCGGCGGCAUCGCUGCUGCAGGUGCCGGGCGUGCGCGCGCGCGCCUGCGCCUUCCUCGCCGCCGCGCUGUCGCCCGACAACGCGCUCGGCAUCCGCGCCUUCGCCGACCUGCACGCCUGCGCCGACCUCGCCGACUGCGCCGAGCGCUUCGUGGAGCGCCACUUCGCCGAGGUGCUCGACACCGAGGAGUUCCUGGCGCUGUCGGCGCCCGCGCUGGCGGCGCUGCUGGCCAGCGACCGCGUGGCCGUGCCCGACGAGGAGGCCGUGCUGGACGCCGUGCUGCGCUGGGUGCGGCACGCGCCCUCGCGCCGCCCGCAGCUGGGCGCGCUGCUGGAGCACGUGCGCCUGCCGCUGCUGGCGCAGGACGCGCUGGUGGCGCGCGCCGCCGCCGAGCCGCUGGCCAGCGCCGAGCUGCGCGUCAAGGACCUGCUGAUCGAGGCGCUGAGCUUCCACCUGCUGCGGCCCGAGCGCCGCGCCGCAGCUGCCGCCGCGUGCGCGCGCGCGCGGCCGCGCCAGCCGCCGCGCUCGCCCAAGCUGCUGCUGGUCGUGGGCGGGCAGGCGCCCAAGGCGGUGCGCGACGUGGAGGCGUUCCAUAUGGAAACGGGGCGCUGGCGCGCGGCGGCCGAACUGCCCACGCGGCGCUGCCGCGCGGGGCUGGCGGCGGUGGGCGGGCGGCUGUACGCGGUGGGCGGCUUCAACGGCACGCUGCGGGUGCGCAGCGUGGACGUGUACGACGCGGGCGCGGACGCGUGGGCGCCGGGCCCGCCGCUGUGCGCGCGCCGCUCCACGCUCGGCGUCGCCGUCAUCGGGCACGUCAUCUACGCCGUGGGCGGGUUUGACGGCGCGACCGGGCUGAGCUCGGCGGAGGCGCUGGACGUGCGCGAGGGCGUGUGGCGCCCCGUGGCCGCCAUGAGCACGCGGCGCUCCAGCGUGGGCGUGGGCGUGCUGGAUGGGCGCCUGUACGCCGUGGGUGGCUACGACGGCGCCUCGCGCCAGUGCCUGGCCAGCGUGGAGCGCUACGACCCGGCGGCGGACGCGUGGACGCCGGCGCCCGACAUGGCGGCGCGGCGCUCGGGCGCCGGCGUGGGCGUGGCGGGCGGCGCGCUGUACGCCGUGGGCGGGCACGACGGGCCGGCCGUGCGCCGCAGCGUGGAGCGCCUGCGCGGCGAGGGCUGGGCGCCGGCGCCGCCCAUGGCCAGCGCGCGCCGCAACGCUGGCGUGGCGGCGCACCACGGCCGCCUCUACGUGGUGGGCGGCGACGACGGCGCCGCCAACCUCGCCACCGUCGAGGUACGAAUACAAUUUACGGUACAUAAAUAUGUCUAU